AUGACAGCGCGCGCUGCUCUUGCGUGGAGCUGCUUGGCUUUUCUCUCCUGCGCGUUCUGCGCCGUCACGGACAACCAUGUGCACUCCAGCUUCAUCUACAGGCGCUUGCGCAAUCACGAGCGCAGGGAGAUCCAGAGAGAGAUCCUCUCCAUCCUGGGCUUGCCCCACCGGCCGAGGCCCUUCUCUCCCGGGAAGCAGGCGUCCUCCGCGCCGCUCUUCAUGCUCGACCUCUACAACGCCAUGGCCGUGGAGGAGGAAGAGGAGGAGGAGGAGGAGGUGGUGGUGGCGAGGGGGAUGCAUCAGGGCGCAGGGAAGAGCCUCGGUGCUAAGGCUCAGGGACACUCCAGGAAAAGUUACUACAGCCCCCAGCAUGCGGGCUACACCCGCGUGGCACAGCCCUACCGGGCUCCUCUGCUGGGCCACAGUCCGACUCUCACCACGGCGCAAGACACCAACUUCCUCAAUGACGCAGACAUGGUCAUGAGUUUUGUCAAUUUGGUGGAGAAAGAUAAAGAUUUUUCUCACCAAAGACGACACUACAAGGAGUUUCGUUUUGACCUGACUCAGAUCCCAGACGGAGAGGCGGUGACAGCAGCCGAGUUCAGGAUCUAUAAGGACCGCGGUCACACCCGCUACAACAAUAUCACCCUCAAAGUCAUGAUAUAUCAAGUCAUCAAGGAAUAUCAAAACAAAGAUGCAGAGACAUUUUUGCUCGACUCCAAAAAGGUCCAGGCAUCUGAUGGGGGGUGGUUAGUGUUCGACAUAACAGCCACCAGCAACCACUGGGUGAUGAACCCACAGCAGAACUUCGGCCUUCAGCUCUGUGUGGAGACUAUAGAUGGACGGAGUAUCAACAUUAAAUCUGCUGGAAUCAUCGGGAGGAACGGGCCCCAGUCCAAACAGCCGUUCAUGGUUGCUUUCUUUAAGGCCAGCGGGGUGUUGCUUCGCUCCGUCCGAGCUGCCGGUGGGAAAAAGAAGAACCACAAUCGCAAUAAAUCCAACAAUCAACAAGAAACAUCAAGGACGCCAAAACCCGGAGAUUAUAACACCAGUGAACAGAAGCAGGCCUGUAGGAAGCACGAGCUGUACGUCAGUUUUCGAGACCUGGGCUGGCAGGACUGGAUUAUUGCACCUGAGGGAUAUGCAGCAUUUUACUGUGAUGGUGAAUGUUCGUUUCCGCUCAACGCUCACAUGAAUGCAACAAAUCAUGCAAUUGUGCAAACCCUGGUUCAUUUAAUGUUUCCAAACAAUGUGCCAAAGCCGUGCUGUGCCCCAACCAAGCUCAACGCCAUAUCGGUGCUCUACUUUGAUGACAGCUCCAAUGUUAUUCUGAAAAAAUAUAGAAAUAUGGUGGUCAGGUCUUGUGGGUGCCAUUAGUUUCGA
Messenger RNA from Nematolebias whitei (Rio pearlfish), 1383 nucleotides. RefSeq names its product bone morphogenetic protein 5 (gene bmp5). NCBI's taxonomy places the organism in Eukaryota, Metazoa, Chordata, Actinopteri, Cyprinodontiformes, Rivulidae. Gene Ontology annotation, molecular function: cytokine activity; growth factor activity. Gene Ontology annotation, cellular component: extracellular region. The coding region runs from base 1 to 1377 and encodes 458 amino acids. The transcript has 7 exons. The record is from RefSeq and is a predicted model, not a curated record. Gene Ontology annotation, biological process: SMAD protein signal transduction.